This is a messenger RNA of Fomitopsis serialis, 789 nucleotides long. RefSeq lists its product as uncharacterized. NCBI's taxonomy places the organism in Eukaryota, Fungi, Basidiomycota, Agaricomycetes, Polyporales, Fomitopsidaceae. The record is from RefSeq and is a predicted model, not a curated record. Bases 1 to 789 code for a protein of 262 amino acids. The transcript is spliced from 5 exons.
AUGCCUUUUUCCAAAUGCAUCGCAGUUCCCUUCAAUGUCAACUUCCGAAUCCGAUGUGACCCCGUACUUGGCUCUGAUCCGCGAAACUGGACGGCAAUAUAUCUCGAUGACUGGGGCGGCUCGGUACCGCACGCACUGGCACCCCGCACUGGCCACGCACGCCCGAACGUUGGCUGGAGCUCACACUCUGGCGGCGGGCCGCCCGGCGUCCCGUCUGCGUUCUGCGUGCCAACCUCGCCGCUGCCCGAUUUGGCUACGCACGCCUACCAGAUGAUUGUCAACGCGCCGCGUUGCACGGGAAGCUCGAGGAAGAAGCUUUCUCCUGCGGACCCAGUGGCCAGGGCCAUUGCGUACGAGAAUAGCGAGGCUGGGCGUCCCAGCGUUCGGCGGCUUACUCAGAGGCGGUCUGCGGCGGAUCUUGCCGUGCGAGCGAACCCAGCCAACGUCCGACAUUGCCUCAGCAGCGCACGCCCCCUGCCCGCCGCCCCGUCCGCCCCUCGAUUCAACUUCAGCUUGAAUCGGGUCGUCGUCGUCCAAGACGGCGCCUUCCACGAUCUCGGACGAUCCUCGAGCUGCGAGAUCCAGCUCCGCGUGGAAAUCCAAUUUGGCCAGGUCCGCGAGCAGCGAUCGCCCAGAUCGCCAGCGAGCUCGCCGCCGACACUCGACGGCUACUUCUCCACACCUGCCUGCCAGCUGCUCGGCGAGUCACAGCGCGCACCGCAUGUCGAUGGGCGUGUUCGUGGUCGAUUGAUCAUGCUGUACAACCUUGUCACUGAGCCGUCCUACUAG